UUCAAAACCUCUCAAAAUUUCCAUUUUGGAUCCCCGCCUUUCUGAAUCUUAGUUUUCCCUCUUUCCCCCCCAAUUUACCUCUCUUUAUAAUCCUCUAAAAAAUCCCGUCCCAAAAUCCAACGGCUCUUAUACUGUGGAUUCAAACUUUUCUUGUUGUUGUUGUUGUUAUUUGUUAAUGGCGCACCAUGUUUUUCAGCUUCCUUGCGACGGCGACGGCGCGUGUAUGCGCUGUAAGGUUACUCCUCCGACGGAAGAAACCCUCACUUGUAGCACGUGCGCCACUCCGUGGCACGUGGCCUGCUUAGCUUCUCCGCCCGAAACCCUAGCUUCUACUUUACAAUGGCACUGCCCUGAUUGCUCCGGCGAUCCUCUUCCUUCAGCCUCGGUCGCCAUAGAUGGAAGCUCCAGUGAGCUUUUUGCGGCGAUAAAGGCAAUAGAGGCGGAUGAGUCGUUGACAGAGAAGGAGAAGGCGAGGAAGAGGCAGGAGUUGUUGAGUGGGAGAGUUGAAGAAGAUGGUGAUAAAGAGAAAGGUAAGGAGAAGGAGAAGGAGAAGGAGAGCUCUGUUUUGGAUGUUCUUGAUGGAAGCAUAAACUGUUCGUUUUGCAUGCAGUUACCUGACAGGCCUGUUACGACACCAUGUGGCCACAAUUUCUGCCUUAAAUGCUUCCAGAAAUGGAUAGGCCAAGGAAAGCAUACUUGUGCAAAAUGCCGGUCAACAAUUCCUUCAAAAAUGGCAAGCCAACCUCGUAUUAAUUCUACACUUGUAUCUGUUAUCAGAAUGGCAAAGCUAUCCAAAUCAAAUGUUGCAGCUGGGCCUCUGAAGGUUUACCAUUUUAUACACAACCAAGAUCGACCUGACAAGGCUUUCACUACAGAGCGAGCACAAAAAGCUGGCAAAGCAAAUGCUGCUAGUGGGAAGAUAUUUGUGACUGUACCACCUGAUCAUUUUGGGCCUAUCACUGCUGAAAAUGAUCCAGCUAGAAAUCAAGGCGUUCUUGUUGGUGAAUGCUGGGAAGAUAGAUUGGAAUGCCGGCAAUGGGGUGCUCACCUUCCACAUGUUGCUGGUAUUGCUGGUCAGUCAAACCAUGGUUCUCAGUCAGUGGCACUCUCAGGAGGUUACGAGGAUGAUGAGGAUCAUGGAGAGUGGUUUCUCUACACUGGAAGUGGAGGUAGAGAUCUUAGUGGAAAUAAGAGAACAAGCAAGGAGCAGUCAUUUGACCAAAAAUUUGAGAAGAUGAAUGAGGCUUUGCGUGUAAGUUGCAAACACGGUUAUCCUGUUCGAGUUGUAAGGUCACACAAAGAAAAACGAUCUUCGUAUGCUCCCGAGAAAGGGGUGAGAUAUGAUGGGGUCUAUAGGAUUGAAAAAUGUUGGCGAAAGGUUGGAAUACAGGGGUUUAAAGUUUGCCGGUAUUUGUUUGUAAGAUGUGACAAUGAGCCUGCCCCAUGGACAAGUGAUGAGCAUGGGGAUCGACCUAGGCCAUUACCGGCUAUUCCUGAGCUGAAGAAGGCUACUGAUGUAUUUGAGAGAAAGGAAAGUCCAUCAUGGGACUUUGAUGAGGAAGACAGUCGUUGGAAGUGGAAAAAAUCUCCACCUCCUAGCAAAAAGCCAGUGAAUGCAGCUGAUCUUGAAGAAAGGAAAAGGGCAAGGAAAACUAUAAGGAAAGCACAUAAUACAAGUAUAAGAGAGAGACUCCUGAAAGAGUUUAGUUGUCAAAUCUGUCGUCAAGUUAUGAAUCUCCCAGUUACAACUCCUUGUGCCCACAAUUUCUGCAAGUCAUGCUUUGAAGGUGCAUUUGCUGGUAAGACUGCUGUAAGAGAGAGGAACAAAGGUGGCCGGACACUUAGAUCACAAAAGAAUGUCCUGAACUGUCCUUCUUGCCCAACUGAUAUCUCUGAAUUCCUUCAAAAUCUUCAGGUCAAUCGAGAACUAAUGGACGUGAUUGAAUCGUUGAAAGAAAAGAGUGAGGAGAAUCAGGAAACUGCCGAAGAGUUGAGUGAAGAACAGAUAAAUGGAUCGGAUGAAAAUGCAGACUUGGAUUCUGGUGAUGGCGAAACUGGUAAGAAAAAUGAGAAUGUUGAUCCAGAAGGUGACUCUCAGAAUCCUCCACUUGAUUGCGAAACAGAAAGAAGUAGCAAGAGGAGGAAAGUGGAUACUGCUCAAGUGACAAAUGAUGAAAAUGACUCUCCAUCAAGCAUCCUCCAGGUGCAAUCAUCUGAAGGUGAUAUCGAAUGACAUGUUUUCUUUAAGAGGAAUUUUUAUCACAAAGUUUAAGGUUUCUUUUUCCCAUUUUUCUUUUAAGUUGUUUAUAGUUGUGGUUAAAUUCCACAGUUUUAUUUCUUCCAAGAGUGGAACUGGGACUGUGCAUGCUUAGUAUAUUAAUCUUAUUAUGUUGAGCUAGACUGGGUAACUCUCUCCCACCUUUUUGCC
Gossypium raimondii (Peruvian cotton) is the source of this 2428-nucleotide messenger RNA. RefSeq names its product E3 ubiquitin-protein ligase ORTHRUS 2. Gene Ontology annotation, molecular function: ubiquitin protein ligase activity; metal ion binding. The transcript is spliced from 9 exons. The record is from RefSeq and is a predicted model, not a curated record. Gene Ontology annotation, biological process: protein ubiquitination; negative regulation of gene expression via chromosomal CpG island methylation. The coding region runs from base 176 to 2233 and encodes 685 amino acids. NCBI's taxonomy places the organism in Eukaryota, Viridiplantae, Streptophyta, Magnoliopsida, Malvales, Malvaceae.